This is a messenger RNA of Hyla sarda, 2260 nucleotides long. RefSeq names its product RNA binding motif protein 46 (gene RBM46). The transcript has 5 exons. Lineage: Eukaryota; Metazoa; Chordata; Amphibia; Anura; Hylidae. The record is from RefSeq and is a predicted model, not a curated record. Gene Ontology annotation, molecular function: mRNA binding. Bases 361 to 1971 code for a protein of 536 amino acids. Gene Ontology annotation, cellular component: nucleus.
GAUAUUCUAAUAUGAGGACCUUGACUGAUUGCAUCAAUAGAGUUACAGAGCAGGGCGGCUCUAAUCUCUAAUAAUUCUGCGUACAGCAAAGUGCGACACACCGUCUGCUCCCUCCAUUUAGUAUACACUAGCCUGCAGUCGCUGCAACAUACUGUGUAGGCAGCCUAUGAGGCGACAACUUCCCGCCACAAACCUGCAGUGCCGCCUGGCAUUCUGGGAGGCCGCUGUGCGCUGAGAGGAGGCGGGUGGGCGGAGCUUCAUCUGUCAUUCCUCAGAGAUCCGCGCAGUGUUGUGGCGUCGUUAUUAUUAGGAGACUCGUCCGCCAUUGUGUCCUGUGUGCGCGGAGCAGUGAAAGACAUCAUGCGGAGACAUACACUGGAUGACUUUGGAGCCAUGAAUGAUGAAUGUUCAGAUAUUCUAAAUUGCAAAUCCAAUAUUGGGACUCAGAAUGAAGCUGCUUUGCUUGCUUUGAUGGAAAAGACUGGAUACAGUAUGGUACAAGAGAAUGGACAGCGCAAGUUUGGUGGCCCUCCUCCAGGUUGGGAAGGUCCUCCUCCACCACGGGGCUGUGAAGUGUUUGUCGGAAAAAUUCCCCGUGACAUGUAUGAAGACGAGCUUGUACCAGUAUUUGAACGAGCUGGAAAAAUCUAUGAAUUUAGGUUAAUGAUGGAAUUUAGUGGGGAGAACAGAGGUUAUGCCUUUGUUAUGUAUACAAGUAAAGAUGAUGCCUUGCUAGCUAUUCGAAUGCUUAAUAAUUAUGAGAUCCGCCCCGGCAAGUUCAUUGGAGUCUGUGUUAGUUUAGACAAUUGCAGGCUCUUCAUUGGUGGCAUUCCAAAGGAAAAGAAGAAGGAGGACAUUAUGGAUGAAAUGAAGAAAGUUGCAGAAGGAGUAGUAGAUGUCAUUGUAUACCCCAGUGCAACUGACAAAACUAAAAACAGAGGCUUUGCAUUUGUAGAAUUUGAAACUCACAGAGCAGCUGCAAUGGCCAGAAGGAAACUGAUUCCAGGAACUUUCCAGUUAUGGGGCAAUACUAUUCAAGUUGACUGGGCAGAUCCAGAGAAAGAAGUUGAUGAAGAAACAAUGCAGAGAGUGAAAGUGUUGUAUGUGAGGAAUCUGAUGAUUUCCACAACAGAAGAAACUAUUAAAGCAGAAUUUAACAAAUUCAAGCCUGGAUCAGUUGACCGUGUAAAAAAAUUGCGGGACUAUGCAUUUGUUCAUUUUUAUCAAAGAGAAGAUGCUGUGACAGCUAUGUCUGUAAUGAAUGGCAGAUGCAUUGAUGGAGCCAACAUUGAAGUCACCUUGGCUAAACCAGUAAAUAAGGAAGCUAACUUUAAACAGCAUUUGAAUGGGCAAAUGGGUUCCAGUGCAGAAAACUCGCAUUCUUUGGUAAAUUAUGGAGAAGGAUGCCAAAAAUCUUAUUCAAGAUAUUCAAGUUCUCCUUCAGUUCUUAGUGGUCAAUGCAGUCCAACCCCUUCAGAGCCUGAAAGGUGCACAUACCCUUUCUACCCUGGAACAAAGCUUGCGCCAAUAAACACGUAUUCCUUGAAGCCUCAUCAGUUUUACUCUGCUGUCAUACAUUUAGAAUAUUAUUGUUACAAAAAUAAUAUGGCCAUUCCAGAAUUCUAUUUGUAUUCAACUACCAGCCAGGAUGGAAAAGUUCUUCUGAUCUAUAAGGUUGUUCUUCCUUCUGUUGGAAAUUCCUCCCACCGCUACUUCAUGCCUGACAAGUUGUGCGCAUUUGCGGAAGAUGCCAAAGAAUUAGCAGCACAAUUUACGUUGAUGCAUUUAGGCUACAGCUUUCAUCACAACUUUCUGACUUCUGGGAGUGAUGGACAGCCACCUUUAUCGCCAAAUGUGAAGUUUACAUCCAGGCCUUCUAACUCUAGUCAUUUGUUGUCACCGUCAUUUUCCGUUGCAAAUGGAAACCACAUGGAGCAAAGAUUUCUUUUCCCUAGUCCAUCUUAUUUCUAAAUCAGUAUUGCAUUUCUGAACUUUUUCAGUGUUUCUGUUAGCAUAAUUUAUUGUUAGGUUUUUAAUUAGUUUUCAUCAUUGCUUUAGCUUAAAAUGAUCAUAUUUACACUGUUAUUCUUAAAUGAAAACUUACAGCGGGUUCAUCCGCACUAAACCCAAUACAUGGGGUUAUAGUGCAGGUGAACUACAAUAUAAUGAAUCUGUUACAACACAAUCCUUCCUUAUCCACCAAGGAUUUUUAAAUCUGGGGAUCUUGAAAUAUGAAUUAAAGGGAAAUUGACAGCAGGUU